AUGGAUGCAACAGUAAGCGGCAAGAAUCCCGAGGGCACGCAGAGCAAUCACCAUGACAAGGACGCGAAGAAGUGCGUGAAUAAGUAUUCCAAGAAAUGCGCAGAACAAAGGGAUGAAAAACACGACGCUGUGAAGGAGAGUGCCACCACCACACUGGAAGAGAAAAAGGACUUGAAAUAUCAAAAGAACCAAUUCGGAAUCAGAUUGUACGAUAACGACCUAAAGUACAGUGAUGACAUUCAGACGAUAAUAAAAAAGGUUAUUAACGAAAAGAAUAUCCAUUUUUUCAAAAAGUACUCUUCCUUCCUCCUUUACCUAAGCAACGAGGUGGAGUACAUAGACAUCGAUGAUCGGAGUAAGCUACACAAGAAGGAAGCCAAUGAUGAAAACACCAAGGUGUUUUUUAAAAUUCAGCUCACUCCACAUAAUAUGAGCAUUAUUUAUAAUAUACUGGACAGAAAAAUGAUAGAAAAAAUAUUAUCCUUAUGUGAAAAUAAAUACAAAAAAAGCAAAACCUCCAUCGGAUAUGCAACAGAUAAACAGGAAAAUUACAAAAUUACAAAUUCUUCCAACAGAACAAGCUCUACAGUAUUUCUAUAUACAAUUAGAGAUCGAUCCAUGAUAGAGCAAAAUCAAGUAGAUAGCGAAAGCUCUAUCGUCUACACAAAGGAUGAAAGUAUUAUGGACUUAGAAAAUACCAUAUGCAAUUUAGUUAAAAUACCAUUAUGCUAUCUGGAACCCCUAGCCAUUGUAAAAUAUGAGAAAAAUAAUUACUUCAAUGUACACCAUGAUGGAACCUUUAGAAGAGCUACUCUUCUAAUAUACCUAAACGACGUAGACCAAGAUGGGGAAACCAUUUUCCCUCAUUAUAAUUUAUCCAUCAAACCUAUUCAAGGGUCUGGUAUUUUUUGGUACAAUAACAUUCCCGUGGAAGAUGAUUAUGCCAUUACGUAUUGUGUAAACCGGAUAAACGAAGUUAAUGAGAAAGAAAGAUUGAAAACUUUUCAAAAUUUGGAACCCAAUGUGAACUCCUCCACUUCGUCACUGACACAACCCACGGCGACUGUACAAUCCUCCCCUACAGAAGACAACCACAGUGCCAAUUUUUCCUCAUCUAAAUGUAUACCCCCCAAUUCCACCACCACGAAUAUGAACAGCACAAAUUUGAACACAACAAAUGUGAACACAACAAAUGUGAACACAACAAAUGUGAACACAACAAAUUUGAACACCACAAAUCUGAACACAACAAAUUUGAGCACAAACGGAGAUGACCUCUCCAGUACCUACAAAAAUCCCAUCAACAAAACGGUGGACCUAAUUAAUUUUUUGAAGGAUAAGUCGAAUUUAGAAAAGUUCUCCAUCGAUAUAAUUAAUGAUGAAUUGGGAAACAUGUACAUCGCUGAUAUGACUAUGUUGCACAAGGCCAACAAAGUUUCGGAUGAAUACAAAUAUGUAAUAAAUUGUUUUUUCAAUAUUAAUAUAGUUAGGAAUGUAUGA
Molecule: messenger RNA, 1500 nt
Organism: Plasmodium knowlesi strain H
Lineage: Eukaryota; Apicomplexa; Aconoidasida; Haemosporida; Plasmodiidae
Product: prolyl 4-hydroxylase subunit alpha, putative
Exons: 1
Coding region: 1-1500 (499 amino acids)
Biological process (GO): peptidyl-proline hydroxylation to 4-hydroxy-L-proline
Cellular component (GO): endoplasmic reticulum
Molecular function (GO): iron ion binding; procollagen-proline 4-dioxygenase activity; L-ascorbic acid binding
Source: RefSeq, a predicted model, not a curated record